Molecule: messenger RNA, 3418 nt
Organism: Strongylocentrotus purpuratus (purple sea urchin)
Lineage: Eukaryota; Metazoa; Echinodermata; Echinoidea; Camarodonta; Strongylocentrotidae
Product: heparan-alpha-glucosaminide N-acetyltransferase
Exons: 17
Coding region: 352-2268 (638 amino acids)
Source: RefSeq, a predicted model, not a curated record
CUGAACGCAGCCAACCGUACUUCAUGUUUUUUUCUUCGGCGCAGUCUGUUCAAUUCAACUCUCAUUGUUCUUGCAGAACGUUGACAUAGUGUGUGUUAAUAUAAAGGUAGCGUGCAAGGACUGAAUAAAAACAGCAUUGGAUCUAGCUGUUGCAGCCUCUCGUCAUUUCGAGACGAAAGGCUUCGACAGAUCGGACUGUCACUGCAUUGACUGGAAGGAUGUCUUCACAGUUUUGAGGGACAAGGAGUUUUAUUAGACUGUACUCGCCCUCUCACCAUUCUCAGUCUUUUCCCGUCCCCUAACUGUUCGUGCAAGCUAUUACAGAAUACAAGCAACAACAAUUCUGUGAUCAUGAUGUGGAAAUUUUCGUCGGUCAUCCUCGUCGCUAUCAGUAUCAUCCUUGACAUCGACGGGGUCAUGGGCAACCUUGUUGAAAGUGACUGCGACUCCAUAAUCGAUUUUGGAAACUCAGUGGACGUGGGUGAUCCUUCACCGUAUGUAGAAGAUGGAUUCAAGCAUUCUUUUGACGCACUCGGUAUUCAUCCCAGCACCUACGGUGUCGCUCUCGUUCAGUUCAACCUCGGUGAAGUUGAUAUGAAAAAGAGAUUCCGAGUUUGGAUGCAAACUGAUAUCUGUAUCGGGUGUAAAUUGGUGGUAGUUGCCAAUUUGACGAGGGAGACCCGUACGAAACGGAAGAUUGCUACAAUAGAUACAACCUACCGGACCCGUAUCAAAAUUACUACAGAUGACACCGCCUACCCCAGUACGGAUGACACCUAUUGCGAGCUUUGGUAUCAUUUCGGGCUCAUCGGAGAAUAUAAUUUGACCAUAACAAGCACCCUACACAACAGGACUGAAGAGUGCAACUUGCAAAUAUGGAAGAAACCCUUUUAUGAAAAUACAGCUUCAUUGGUCUUCUUUGGCACAAUUUUCUUGGGAUUUUUCAUUGCUGCCGUCUGGUUUCAUUGUAUAAAAGGGCGUGUCACGAAGAGCUGGACGAUUAAUCAUAAUGGAAGUACACUUCCAAUCGUCGAAGACCAAACACCUCUCACCGUCCAGGAAAGGAACGACAAACCGACUCCGACCUCAACUCGACUCAAGUCUGUGGAUACGUUCAGAGGGGUUGCGAUAAUGCUACUAGCGGGUGGAGCCUAUGGAGACGGUCACUAUUGGUUCGUAUCGCAUGCCAUUUGGUCCGGAAUUACUGUGGCAGAUUUCAUGUUUCCAUGGUUUGUGUUCAUCAUGGGAACCUCGAUCCAUCUCUCGAUCAACAUCCUCCUAUCAAAAGGUCAAAGUUAUCCUUCUAUCUACAAGAAACUGGUUUCCCGCAGCAUCACUCUUUUUAUCAUGGGAGUCUGCAUUCAGCCUCAUAAUGAUUUUCGUACUCUUCGCAUCCCCGGUGUCCUACAACGUUUUGGUAUCACGUAUUUCAUCGUCUCCUCAUCCUACCUUCUCUCGAGACGUCUUCAAGCACGUAGGACAGAAAGAACGGGUCAAUAUUACAUGAUGUUUCGUGACGUCAUAGACUACCUUGAACUACCCCUGGCUGUCUGUUGUAUGGGUAUUCAAGUGCUGGUGACCUUUAUACUACCAGUACCCGGAUGUCCACUCGGUUAUCAGGGACCUGGUGGUCCGCUGGUUGGAGAAAACGGUGAGCUUACGAAUUGCACCGGUGGAGCCUCGGGCUACAUCGACCGUCUGUUCUUCACAGAAGCCCACAUCAUACCUAAACCUAGAUGCGCUAGGAUAUAUCAUUCGACCCUAUCGGUUGACCCGGAAGGAAUACUCGGAACUUUUAAUUCUAUUGCGCUUUGUGUGUUUGGUCUACAGGCUGGCAAGAUUCUACAUCUCCAUUCAACCGUGAGAGGGCGCAUGGUCAGACUUCUCCUAUGGGGUUCACUGUUGAUAUCCUGCAGUGCUGUUUUGAGCAAAUGCCACAUGGCUGAUGGAUGGAUACCCAUAAAUAAAACCUUAUGGUCCGUUUCAUAUAUCUUCCUCACCGGUGGAUUAGCCUUCAUGAUUCAGGCCUUGUUCCACAUUCUUAUUGACGUAACGAAUUUUUGGAACGGAGCUCCGCUAAUCUUCGCAGGAAUGAAUUCCAUCCUCAUUUACAUCGGAGUGGACAUAAUGAGUCCCUACCUCCCGUUCUCAUGGACACCUCUGGUUGGUAAUCACACGGAGUAUGCCAUCCUCGGUGCUUGGUCCCUCGUGCUCUGGCUUGUCAUCGCCUACAUCUUCUACCGAAAGAAAAUAUUCCUCAGGCUCUGAUCACUAUCACCCCUCCCUGUUCCGACUUGCAAAAUAUGUAGUACAGCAAUUCAAAGUCGAUACAAUAAUGUUUACCCUGUAGUCUGAACGUCGUAUUAAGAGAAACGAAGUUAAAGACAUGAUAAAGAUGUUAAUUCGCUAAUCAUUUCCAAUGGAUUGUAAUUCUUUCUCAUUUCUCUGUGUCAGGAAUAUCCUACGUUUUAAUGCUCUUUUCAUCUUCAAAUUGUCCUUACUGUCUCUCUCAGUGUAUGUUCGUUGAUGGGACGUCCCACUAAACGGACAGCCAUCGGUCUCGAGAGCUUGUAGACCUAUCCGUACAUUAGGGUCAUGGGGAUUCACAACCCAAGUUAUUUGUUUCGUUCGUUACAAGUCUAUAUUUAUUCUCUUUCCUUCGUUUGCGGCUUUUUCUUUAAUAUUCAUUUUUAAUCAUUAUUAACAACGCAAAUUUAUUUUCGAAGAGUGGUAUAAAUUUGUAAACACUUUCAAAUAGUUUGCAUUAAUAACUCAUGAAUUUUGACCCGAAUACACGAAGGAGUUUUAUCUUAUACCCAAAGUUAACUUUCAAAGUCAUAGUCAUGGUAGUAGUUAUGUAUCCUCAUGUUUUUAUUGCUUUAGUUUUAAAGGCGUGUAUCAUUCAGUUUUUAAUAUUUUAUGCCCAAAUGGACAUGAUUAUACCCAUGUUUUAGGCUACGACGGAGAUUUUUUUAAAUCUUAAAUCUCGUGGCCAACUCCUGGUUGGGAACCAUACUGAGUAUACCAUCCUCGCGUGGUGGUCGUCCAUUGUCUGGUUUGUCAUUGCAUAUGUCUUCCAACGAAAAAAAAUAUUCUUAAAGCUGUGAUGACGAUGGCAGAGAUGAUUGCAUUGACACUCGGUCAUAAUGAUGGCAUAAAUUCGAUGUAGCUUUACAGAGAAGGUUGGGUCAGGGGAAAAGUCAAAAAUAUAAUUUGUGAUUUUGUUUUUCUUCUCAUUCUUUUUAAUGUAAGAAAACAAAUGUCCCAUGAAAAGGAUGGCUCUUCAAAUGCCCUCGUAAUCGAAAUAUGACAAGUAACAGCUAAAGGUUGUUCCAUGCGACAUGUUUGUGUAGUCCCAUAUACUCAUAUCUGUGUACGAUGCAUGUGACUUUUUAGCAAGUUUGGGCAAUUUUCUCAU